AUGCGCCCAUAUGAAAGAGACCUGGUGUCUCUCCCGGAAUGUGGCUCUCACCUUCUGCCGCUUGAACAGGUACUGGAUGCCACGGGACGAGAAGUUGUGGGCAACCCUGAGUUGCACCUGAUGUUGGAUGAGGCGCAAUGGGGAGAGAUUAUUGAGAAGGGAGAGACGGUCAGACCUUACAUGGAUGCCAGAUUACAAAGCGAUCCGCAGCUUUAUCAUGGUUUCAUCAAGGAUUUGUUGGACAAGGGACUCAUUGGAUUCACCAGCAGACCCAAAGAUCUAGUAACCCCCUUCUUUGUCGCAAAGAAGAACGGCAAGCUUAGAUUCAUUUUGGAUUGCGGGGCGGUGAACAAAAGAUUUCAUCCUCCACCGCCUCUGGCGAUGGCUGCAGGUAGCAUCUGGAGCUCGGUUGGGUUACCGCCUGGGGAGGUGCUAUACACGGCCCAGUCAGACAUCAGGCAUUAUUUUUAUUCCUUGGAGCUUCCUUGUGAUCUUUGCGAAUUUUUCUGUCUUCCAGCGAUACCACACCACUUGCUUCAGGCUUGGGGCCAUCAUUCCGCGGCCGCCUUCUCUGCAGAUGAGCAAGGAACCAGCGCGGAGAAAGUGCAGGAGGUGAAAGACAAAGUGGUGGAUCGAUUGAGGAGUACGGAGGAGUACGGAGGAGUACGGAGGAGUACGGAGGAGUACGGAGGAGCACGGAGGAGCACGGAGGAGUACGGAGGAGUAACUGCCUCCGAUGCUUCACUGAGUGGCAUGGCGGUUUGCAAGCGACCCAUGGAUGUUGAGGUCCAGUCACAGUUGGGUGGAUACAAGGCUCCAGCCAUAGCAAAGCGGAGUCGCAAGGGCAGCUCCAGAGCGAGGACCAAGGCGGAGAAGCAGCAGUGCCGGCAACAUCAGCUGGAAGCGCGGGUGGAUCCUCCACGUUUCCAGGCGCAGACACUCCUGGAGAAGGUGGCUGUGUCCCUUCCGGUGGCAAUCAUGUACCAAAAGCGCAUCGAGGAGCUGAAGUUUUUUGCGAAGUCACUCAAACUGAACUUAAAGACAAAAGCCAACUUCGAUGCCAUUUGUUGCAAGUUUGUGAACAACAUGUUCGAGCUAGGGUUCGACGUGCAAGACGGCAGCAAAACUCUGGCAGCCAUCGUCGAUGCCUAUCCAGACUUCGCCCCGAAGCACAUGCUGCCGCGCACAAGGAGAGCCUUGCAAGGAUGGGCAAAAUUGGAGCCUCAGCAAACCAGACCUCCAAUUCCAUGGCCCCUGCUGGCAUUGAUGGUGCUGACCAUGCUGAAAAGGAAGCAGAGGGCGACAGCCGGGGCAGUGCUUCUGAUGUUCACUGGCUAUCUACGGCCAGGCGAAGCGCUGGAUCUUCAGCGCCAAGACCUGGUUCGUCCUAUAAUGCCAGGAUCAAGACACUAUGCCCUUCAUCUGCAUCCAGCGCAAAGACAACAGCAAUCAAAAGUGGGGCUAAGCGACGAGUCCAUCCUGCUAGACAGCCCCCUCUUGCCUUGGCUGGGCGAUGCUCUGAUGAACAUAAUGACUCACCCGGCGUAUCUUUUGGACCUGACCUACAACAAACUGGUCAAGGAAUGGAAGCAGACUCUCAUUGCCUUGGGCCUAUCCGAAAAACAUGCAGUGCUGUACCAACUUCGGCAUGCAGGUCCAAGCUACGACCGGCAUCAGAGCCUUCAGACUUUGCCAGAGGUGAAGCAGCGAGGCAGGUGGGCUGCAGACAGCAGUGUGAGACGCUACGAAGCACACGCGCGAAUCAACCAAGAGUUCCACCUUUUGCCAAAGAACCUGCAAGACAGAUGCUUGAAAGCGGCCUCCAGCUUCCCAAGCGAGGCCCCAAAGUAUUUCGGCCUGUAGCCUUGAAUGAUGCCCUCAAAAAGGAUAUUGUGAUCGAGCUCUUCAGUGGUUGUGCCCGGCUCUCUUCAGCAUGUUCCUCUG
This is a messenger RNA of Cladocopium goreaui, 1944 nucleotides long. The record is from the annotation of a GenBank genome assembly. Lineage: Eukaryota; Dinophyceae; Suessiales; Symbiodiniaceae.